Oldenlandia corymbosa var. corymbosa is the source of this 1773-nucleotide messenger RNA. The record is from the annotation of a GenBank genome assembly. Lineage: Eukaryota; Viridiplantae; Streptophyta; Magnoliopsida; Gentianales; Rubiaceae.
CUUUCUUUUAAAUCGGUGCAAACCGAUUAGGAGAAUAAUUAAACAAAAGGUAUCCACAAAUAUAUGAAGAUGCAUAUCAAUCCAUUCAUCUUUCUCUCAUAACCAUUUCUUUCUGUUCUCAUUUUUUAAAAAAUUUUCUCUUUGUAUCUCUAUAAUCUACAACAAUAUCUCAUCAUAACUUAUAUUUCUUAAAUAUUUUCUCUCUAUGUAUAAUUUUAUAGUAAUUUUUUUAACUCGGAAAAAUAAAAGUUGGGACCAAUUAAACCUGAUUUUCCAAGUGGUUCGAUUUUGAGGUUGGACCAAUUAAACGAAUUUAGGUGGCAAAACUUUAUAGUUUUACAAAAUUACAGAAAUUCCCAUUCCUUUGAGCCAUCCCGCUUCCCGAUAUCAUUGUAUCUUCUUCCAGUAUCCACAGCACCUCCAAACCGAUAAUCAACUGUCUUUCAACUAAAAAUCAAUUUCCCAUUUUUCUUCCUUCAAAUUGCUCUUCCUGUUACCUUUUAGCUAUUUUUCAGCUGAAGUUUUUCUUCCUGUUGCUGUUAAAUUAUGGGUUUUGAUAUAGAAUCACUGGCAGAAGCAACUUCAGGAGCAAUUGGAUCAUUAGUGAGCACUACUGUUCUGUACCCUCUGGAUACCUGCAAGUCUAAGUACCAAGCUGAAAUUCGAGCUCAUCAUCAGCAAAGAUACAGGAACAUAUCAGAUGUUCUAUGGGAGGCAAUAUCUACUCGCCAGGUUCUUUCCUUGUACCAGGGCCUUGGGACUAAGAAUUGGCAAUCAUUUGUUUCGUCAUUCAUCUAUUUUUAUGGCUAUAGCUUUCUUAAAAGACUGUACUUGGAGAAAAGUGGGUCGAAAUCAAUAGGGACUAGGGUGAACCUCAUGAUUGCUGUUGCUGCUGGUGCUGGUACAGUUCUGUUGACUCAUCCUCUGGAUACAGCAUCUUCAAAAAUGCAGACGAGUGAAUUUGGUAAAUCUAGAGGUUUCUGGAGGACGCUGUCGGAGGAUUCCUGGGAGGAAUUAUACGAUGGUCUUGGUAUAUCUAUUCUUCUUACUACAAACCCUGCAAUCCAGUACACGGUAUUUGAUCAGCUAAAACAAAGAAUGCUGAAGGGAAAAAUGAGAAAAAAGGGAGAUCUUGAAUCAGCUCCUCAAGCUCUUUCUGCUCUUUCUGCUUUUCUGUUAGGCGCCGUUACUAAAUGCAUUGCCACCUGUAUAACAUAUCCAGCCAUUAGGUGCAAGGUGACAAUUCAAUCCGCUGAAUCCGAGGAUGAUGUGGAGGAUGAAGCUCAAUUAAAAUAUAGGAAAACUGUAUCGGGUGCAUUUCAUACCAUUUGGAAAACAGAAGGACUAUGGGGUUUCUUCAAAGGGUUGCAGGCUCAGAUCCUGAAGACUGUACUCAGCUCAGCUGUGCUUUUGAUGGUAAAGGAGAAGAUCUCAAAGGGCACUUGGGUCCUCUUACUUGCACUUAGGAGAUAUCUUUUAAUAAACAGUUCCAAGGCCAGGUUAAAGAGCUCUUAAAAUGAUUGCAUUGUAGAAAUUCAGAAGCAAGUGCCCGUUAAAAAACCGAGGAUAUAUUUUGCUUACAUGGCUCAUAAGGAUGUAAAAUAAAUUUGAAGAAAAUGCUCUUAGGUUAUGUUUUGACAUGAAGCUUAGUAAGGUGCUCUUGCCUUGUAUCAUUUCUUUCCUCACCCCUUUUCAUGGAUGGUGGGUGUAUUAUUUUCCAGUAAUAAUGUUAUAAGAACUCCUUCCAAUUUUCUUGCCUUUUAAACUUAUGCU